Messenger RNA from Salvia hispanica, 795 nucleotides. RefSeq lists its product as uncharacterized. Lineage: Eukaryota; Viridiplantae; Streptophyta; Magnoliopsida; Lamiales; Lamiaceae. The record is from RefSeq and is a predicted model, not a curated record.
GAUCAUUAACAAGCCCAAAUAAUCAAUGGCGGCAUCUUCUUCCUCAACGACGUCGUCUUCCUCCUCCGACAGGUCUCGCCGCCGACGUCGGUCUCGUCGUCGUCAGAAAACCGACGAAGAUCCUCUUAAAGUAAGCAAAAGAAGCCGCUCCCACACAAAACGUCGCCGGAGGCGUCAUUCGCCUUCUUCUGAUAGCUACACCUCCUCCUCCGAAGACUACAGUUCUUCUGAUAGUGAACAGCAUGCAUCCCAUCAUUCAAAGAGGCAUAAAAGGAGUGAAAAAGCAAAGAAGAAGAAAGACAAAGAGAAAAAGAGAGAUCAUAGCCAUGGACGCCAUAAACUUAAAGAUAAGGAGAAGAAGCAGGAAAAUAGUGGUCCUGUGCAGCUUUCCAAGUUCUUGGGAAAGGACAAGGACGAUAGUGCUCGCCGCAGUGCCGUCUCUGGGAAAAAGAUAUUACUUAAGCUAGAUAAAACAAAAGAAGACAAGUUGGCUGAGAACAACCGGAAUGAGCUGCUGAAGUUCUUGAAUGCUAGUUAUGAUUGAUGAUGCUAACCAGUGUAUUCAGUUCAUUGAACGGCGUCAGUUCAGAUUUUCCCUACAUAUAGUAUCCGCGGUUGUUUGUGGGGGUAAUAUUGUUAUACAGCCUUUGCUGGUCACGAGAAUAUAACUUGUUGGCCUUUGGCUAGCAAUUCAGGUUUGAUUGUAUACGAUAUGUUUAGGAUGAAUGUCAUUGGUAUCUUUGUAUUAAACUGAUUUGGUGAAGAAAACUUAUUUAUUGAUAUGUUUUGUGGCCA